Messenger RNA from Magnolia sinica, 1279 nucleotides. Its product is annotated as putative tRNA (cytidine(32)/guanosine(34)-2'-O)-methyltransferase. Gene Ontology annotation, biological process: tRNA methylation; cytoplasmic translation. Lineage: Eukaryota; Viridiplantae; Streptophyta; Magnoliopsida; Magnoliales; Magnoliaceae. Bases 127 to 1080 code for a protein of 317 amino acids. Gene Ontology annotation, cellular component: cytoplasm. The transcript has 11 exons. The record is from RefSeq and is a predicted model, not a curated record. Gene Ontology annotation, molecular function: tRNA methyltransferase activity.
UGACCCGUCUGCUUAGCAACGGCGCAUCCCUCCUACAAACUCAAGACCUAGGUGCUGAGGGUGGUUUGUGUAUCCUCAGCUUCUGUUGCUAGCUUUUUAUCUUCCCGCGGCCGCAGGAGAGAGCUGAUGGGAAAGGCUUCCAGAGAUAAGAGGGAUAUAUAUUACAGGAAAGCAAAAGAAGAAGGAUGGCGCGCUCGGAGUGCCUUCAAACUCCUUCAAAUCGACGAAGAGUUCAACAUCUUCCAUGGAGUGAAGCGUGUAGUUGAUCUUUGUGCAGCUCCCGGCAGCUGGAGCCAGGUGUUGAGCCGAAAAUUAUAUCUUCCAGCCAAAAUUACACCUGAGGCAAGGGAUGGCGAUCUUCCUCUGAUUGUUGCAAUUGACUUGCAGCCAAUGGCUCCUAUAGAUGGUGUUAUUCAAGUGCAGGGAGAUAUCACGAAUGCUCGAACAGCUGAAGUGGUCAUCAAACAUUUUGAUGGUUGCAAAGCUGACUUGGUUGUCUGUGAUGGCGCACCUGACGUUACUGGACUUCAUGACAUGGAUGAAUUUGUUCAGUCACAGCUUAUACUAGCGGCUCUAACUAUUGUUACUCAUGUACUUCGAGUGGGUGGUAAAUUUAUUGCAAAGAUUUUUCGGGGUAAAGAUACAAGCCUCCUCUACUGCCAACUGAAACUAUUUUUCCCUGUUGUGACUUUUGCAAAACCAAAGAGCAGCCGCAACUCCAGCAUAGAAGCAUUUGCAGUUUGUGAGAACUAUUCGCCUCCCGAAGGAUUCAACGAGAAAGAUUUACAUCGCCUCCUGGAAAAGGUGGGCAGUCCUUCCGGAGAAGAUGAUCUAGAUUGCAGUAGCGGGUGGCUAGAAGGGCCAAAUAAGGUUUACAUUCCAUUUUUGGCUUGUGGAGACCUCAGUGGCUAUGAUUCGGACCGUUCAUAUCCCCUUCCUGCUGUUGCGGAAGGCACUUCUUACCAGAGCUUGGAUCCAGUACAGCCCCCAAUCGCCCCACCUUAUAAAACAGCUCUGGAGUUGAAGAAAGCUUCCAGUCAUGGAAUCAGAGAACUUGAAAAGCUGUCUCUAGAUUCCUGAUAGUAUGUUAUUUCUUUCUUCCUCUUUCCUUUGUUGGCAAUUGUCUGCCUUGGGAAGGAAGUUUUUUUAAAAAAAAAAAAAUAAUUAUGUCUAACAGGGAAUUUGGUAAAUGUUAAUGAUCAAUGAUUAUUUAUCACAGAUCGUUAAUCAUUGUCAACAUUUCCAAUUUUCAUCUAUUUGUAAUGAGGUCAAGUUGCUA